This is a messenger RNA of Saccoglossus kowalevskii, 1018 nucleotides long. Its product is annotated as galactosylceramide sulfotransferase-like. The record is from RefSeq and is a predicted model, not a curated record. NCBI's taxonomy places the organism in Eukaryota, Metazoa, Hemichordata, Enteropneusta, Harrimaniidae.
AUGAAAGGAUCAGUGGGCGUGUCGGAGGAUGGACAUCGCAGUGUUCAAUGUCAGAGCGUAAAAAUACGAGAACAAAGGAUUAACUAUCGAUCCUAUCUACUUUCUUAUUACCUCCAUGCUAAUACUAUGACAGAAACUUCUAAAGAACAAUUGUAUAUGAUCAGUCAUAACACAUCUAACUAUCAGUGCAAACCAGUAACUCGAUUUAUUUUCAUAAAGACGAUGAAAACAGGAGGUAGUACGACAGCAAAUAUAUUUAUCAGAUACGGGAUGAAACAUCAUCUAUAUACUGCAGCAUACAAUAUUAGAAAUUUCAGUUGUACAAACCUUACAGGGUUUGACUAUAUGGCAAUGCACUUACGCUACAAUAGAACCUGGAUGGAUAGUAUAAUACGAGAUGCUAAGUAUAUAACUAUUCUCAGAUCACCAUAUACUCAACUUCCAUCAGCAUUCUACUAUUUCAAAUUCGCUAAGCCAUUACUCAAAUAUCCUGAUCCAUUUCGCCAAUACAUUGAAAACCUUGAUAAUUACACUAAUUUCACGGAUGAACAUCAUCAGCAUCGAAAUGGUCAGAUGUGGUAUUUAAAUUCUUUGUUUGAAGAAAGUGGACAAGAUAAUGUUACGAGUAUACAGAUCGCAAUCAAACGAAUAGACAGAGAAAUUGAUUUUGUCAUAAUUCUGGAGCAUUUUGAUGAAUCUUUAGUAGUUUUGAAAAAGUAUAUGUGUUGGAAUGACAAUGAUGUGAUAUAUCACAUCACAAAGAGAAGUAGAAAAAGAAACACACUUACUCAAGUUAUGAAAGCAAAUAUCCGGAAAUGGAAUCGAGCAGACAUGCUUUUAUACGAACAUUAUAAUCGUUCAUUGUGGGAGAGAAUUAAAAAUUAUGACGGUGACUUUAAUGAAGAUUUGAGAAAGUUUAGACGAGUAGCCAAACUCGCUUCACUUGAAUGUUCACUUGACAAUGCUUACGUUAUUGGUAGUUUUUGCUGGAAGAUGUUAAAUGAUACCCCCAAAUUAC